AUGGCACCUCAUUCACCAUUACCACCCACGCUCAAAGUCAACGAACGAGAACUAUAUGCACCUAGAUUUCCAACAUUGUUCGGUCAAGCAAAUAUCCCACACCAAAAUGAUUAUUCACGAGCACCUUUGAAGCCCCUAAGAUCAAUCAACCAGAUACAGAUACAAAAACAGAAACAAGCACGACAAUCGAUUUUCCAAGGUGGACAUUUAUCUUUUGGUGUAUUACUUUGUUUGUUCAUUGCUACAUUAUGGCUUUUGGCUGCUUUCUCUGCUGCUCAAAUGACACUUACGUUCCCUUCGCCGACAGAUUUAGUUGCACCUAUUACAGAAGCUAGUUUAUGGGGUGAAGUGGGUAUGUAUGAGUUGAGUUCUUGGAGAAGAUUGAGAACGGGUGAAGGAUUUUCUUCUCCUUCUUCUUCCAUCGAGAAGUAUAGUAUGAACGGUAUGUUCAGUGGUGGAAGUAAAGGAAGAUGGAAGAGGAAUGAAGCUGUUUUAGAGAAAUUGAAGGAAUCAUCCAAGCCUUUACCGCCACUUAUGGGUACUUCCACAGCGUUACCUUUACCUGCUUCUUCGCCACUUCCUACUUCAGACUUAGCGAUACUACCAACCUUACAUCAAUCUGCUGAUUCUUCAAGUCUGAUCAAGACGGAUACACUUCCUGCCCAAAGAGCAAGAGAAUUCAAAACGCGUAGCGAGCCGGAACCAUUCCCAAUAGACGACAAUAUCGCUGCCGCUUCUCUUCGUUCUCAACGUGCCAGAGGAUUCGACUUGCCGGCUUUAACGAGUUCCGACUAUGUGCCCGCUGAUUCUAUUUCAGAACAACGUGCAAAGGGCUACAAACUUCUUGGCGACAAGAUCCCUUCCGGUUAUGCAGGACUGAUCGUCGAUUCUUUACACUCUCAAAGAGCAAGAGGAUUUGGCUUCGACAACUCAAACAUAGCCAAAGCCCUCGCGGAAGAUCCAGGAAAUAGCUCAGGUACUUCUUUAAUUGAACAAAGGGCAAAUGGCUUCGACUUGCUAGACGGUCUUAAUGAUCUUUCUAGCCCGGCUGGUAUGAUGGUAGAUCCAAUUCGGGCACAACGUGCCAGAGGGUAUGAUUUACCUAUCCAGAAUAUCGGAGAGUACAAUGACCAAUAUGCGUCGAUGGUAUCUCGAUCACGACUACAAGGAGCCAAAGAAGACAUGGAGCCGAGACGACAUAGACAGCACGAGGAAGAGCAAGUCGAUGGCGGAAUAUAA
Molecule: messenger RNA, 1239 nt
Organism: Kwoniella shivajii
Lineage: Eukaryota; Fungi; Basidiomycota; Tremellomycetes; Tremellales; Cryptococcaceae
Exons: 1
Coding region: 1-1239 (412 amino acids)
Source: RefSeq, a predicted model, not a curated record